AUGCACCCGGUAACUUUUGUGUCAUUUUGCAGUGCAGAAACAAGCCCCGAUGUCUUGCCUCGAGGGAAUGCGCAGUGCAUUUUUGCAUCUCUUCUCCUCUGCUUGCAAGUCUAUGCUGCUGUUCAAGCCUUUAUUCACAAAAGUUCCAAUCUGGAACCAAAACACUUGGGGAACUUCUCCCCGUGGAGGUGUUGCAGGGUCCCUCGAGACUCAGCACAGCCUAACAGAAAGGGGAAAAGAAAAAUGCCAAGUUUUCAUUGCCAUGACCGUUGCGAUCCCUCUGUGCAAAUUUCGGCACGAUUUGGAAGCCUGUGUUGCUUUGCAACUCUUGCUGUGUGCUGCAAGCAGGCAGGUGAAGGGGUUAGGGAAGAUGCAGAAAUGGGCGGUGAUGGUGAGGAUGGCAACAAGGCACCAUCGGAUCCACCAGCCAGUCCAAGGACAGAGAUCAUAAUGGACACCCCACAGCCGGCAGAGGGGCCGAGGAUGACCACACGCUACAUGACCAAAUAUGAGAGGGCACGAGUGCUUGGAACACGAGCGUUGCAGAUCAGCAUGAAUGCCCCAGUGCUGGUGGAACUCGAUGGAGAAACAGAUCCGCUUGAGAUUGCCUUGAAGGAACUUAAGGCUAAAAAGAUGCCCUUCACCAUUCGCAGAUACCUGCCCAAUGGAAGCUAUGAAGAUUGGGGCGUCGAUGAAUUGAUCGUGACAGAAAGAUGA
Ostreobium quekettii is the source of this 717-nucleotide messenger RNA. NCBI's taxonomy places the organism in Eukaryota, Viridiplantae, Chlorophyta, Ulvophyceae, Bryopsidales, Ostreobiaceae. The record is from the annotation of a GenBank genome assembly.